CUGAAUGCUUGUGCUCCUAUUCUAAAGGUGAGCAUGAUGAAAAGCCUGUUUGUAGGAAUGUGUGUCUUCCUUUUAGAAAAACUUAUUAUUUUUUCAAAUGUAAAGGUGUUUAGCUUGACAACAAAGAAAAUUAGAAAUAAACAGUACAGUAACAUAAGCUUUCUCAAGAGAGGUGACCUCCUAGAGGUGCCAAGGACCUUGUUUGUGCACUUUGGGAUUUACUUAGGGAAUAACAAGGUGGCCCAUUUAAUGCCAGAUAUUCUCCCAGUUCUGUCUGAUGAUACAUGUUUGAUUGAGAAAGUGGUCACCAACAAAAGGCUGAUACUUGGAGUCCUGGCUAAGGUAGCCAGUAUAAGAGUGGACACAGUACAGGACUUUGCAUAUGGUGGAAGUAUAAUAGUUAACCACAUGGACAGCAGCUUUAAGUCAAGACCUCUUUCUAAUGAAGAAGUAGCUCAGAGAGCUGAAAAACUGGUGGGAGCUACAUCAUACAGUCUGCUGUGGGACAACUGUGAGCACUUUGUGACAUACUGCAGAUACGGUAUUCCUGUCAGCUUUCAGACCGAUAAGUUCUGUGAAAUUGUGAAGAGGAUUAUUCGAGACCAAAGAAGUGUUUUAAUUUCUGCAUCUUUGGGGAUUGCAUUAACAUUUUGUUUGGGUUUGGAACCUUCCAUCACCCUUCCGAGCUUCCUGGUCACUUUCUCCCUGUGGAUGGCAAGCUAAAGUUAGAGAAUACUUGCAUGAAGAUUCCUGUAUUUUGGUAAAUACUACACACUAGCAGAGUGAGUGCUCCUGCCCUAUUGUUCAGGCUACACAUUGUAUUUAUAUCCAUAUAUUUCAAAUAUGCCAGCGCUAUUAAAGUGCUCAUUAUUUAUCAGAGUCUACAGAACUUGAUCGUCCUCAUGGCUUUCUAUAAAAAAAAAACAUUUUGGAGGGUAUCCUACAUAUUACAAAUGUAUUUUUUUCUCUCUGUUAAUGUAAAAUUAAAAAUGAUGUAUUUACAAAAGAAAAGUAUAAUAUACAUACUGAAAAACUAUAUUGUUGAUAGGGCGAUAAAGCACGCACUGUUUUCUAACACAUACACACAUACCCUUAGCACUUACAUGUUAACAUAGUAAUGUAUAUGUCUUGAUAAAGUAUUACAUUACAUAUCCGUUUUAACAGUAACACUGCAUAUAGUUUACCUAGACUAACCUGCAUUCAUUAUUUAUAUUGUAUAAAAAAGGUUAAAAUAUGCUUAAAAUGUAAAUAAUAUGGAUUACAGUAAAUGCUUUAUGAUUUGUGAAGGUAGAAAUGAAUGUUUUCUGAAGUGUUUUGAUAAUUGCAGUAAAUAAAUACCUACUUGUUUGCUUGUCAACACUAAGCUGAUAAACUGGACUAUUGUAUACAGUUUAAAAAGAAAAUGUAAGAGGUUGUAUUUAAGUCUGAUAAUAACAUGUCUAGAUUUUGUUACAUGGAGUUUCUCUAUAUUGUCCAUAUUUCAUGUCUUCCUCUUACAUUUCUUAAACAUCUCAUAUAACAAUGUUCUAUGAUGCAGUUUUGACCUCAGGGGUAGUUUGUUUAGGCAAAGAAGACACUAACUUCUAAUUAGUACCUUACAAAGGUAAAUGUGAUCUACAUACCAUGCUGGUGAAUUAGUUUAAUGAGCUGUAAAAAUCUGAAUAGCACCUUAUUAUGGGCUAUUAACACUUGCAAAAGAUACAUAGUGGUGGUUUUAAUUCUCAUUGAAUACGAGUUUUCCAUAAUAAACAAUGGAUGAGUGUCCUUUAAAAACAAAUAUAAAUGAUGUUUUCUUUAAAUUAUGAAAAAAUCCUUAUUAAAGGAAUGUUAAAGUUUU
Molecule: messenger RNA, 1837 nt
Organism: Bombina bombina (fire-bellied toad)
Lineage: Eukaryota; Metazoa; Chordata; Amphibia; Anura; Bombinatoridae
Product: lecithin retinol acyltransferase-like
Exons: 2
Coding region: 34-723 (229 amino acids)
Biological process (GO): retinol metabolic process
Molecular function (GO): phosphatidylcholine-retinol O-acyltransferase activity
Source: RefSeq, a predicted model, not a curated record